This is a messenger RNA of Cannabis sativa, 630 nucleotides long. RefSeq lists its product as uncharacterized. Gene Ontology annotation, cellular component: Ctf18 RFC-like complex. The record is from RefSeq and is a predicted model, not a curated record. The coding region runs from base 72 to 464 and encodes 130 amino acids. The transcript has 3 exons. Gene Ontology annotation, biological process: mitotic sister chromatid cohesion. NCBI's taxonomy places the organism in Eukaryota, Viridiplantae, Streptophyta, Magnoliopsida, Rosales, Cannabaceae.
UAGCUAAGUCAUUAUAAAUAAGAGGUAAAAGAAGAAAUUGAUUUGGGUUUUGGUUGAAGAGGUGGAGAAAAAUGGAGAUAAAGAUAAAGUGCAAUUGCGAAGGAGAGAAGUGUGAAGAGUGGGCAAUCGUAGAAAUUCAAGGCCAUGUAGAAGUUCAACCUCAUUUUCAACUUCCCAUCCAUAACCUCCCAAUCGGCCAACUCUGCCGCCCUUCUUCUCAGGAAGUGUAUACAUUUACUGUUGGGUACCAUGAAUUGACGGGAACCAAAGUGGCGUUGAAGAAGCCAUUGUUGGUAUUGAAGAAAGUGAAGCAAUCAUCGGGUAAUGUAGCUUUGGAGGUGAUUGGACUUAUUCGCCACCGUAUUUUGUUCAAAACCAGACCUAAAGCCCUCAUUUCCAAACCACAACCAACUAUGAAGGAGAAGGAGAGAGCCAGGGCUGCAGAGGCUAAGCUGCCUAACUAAAUAAACUAGUGACCCAAAUGAGUCUUGUUCUCUCUUACAACUAUUGUUGCUUUUUUCCUUUUUCUUUUUUCUGGGUCAAUAUAGAAAACAUGAUCUUUUGUGAGUGGUGUGAUGAUAUAUGAACAUGAACAUCCCAUCUAUUUAUGAAUGUUUUCCUGAUUUUGUG